AUUAAUGAAGACAAAUUUCAAAGAACCGCCAUUUUGUUGGAAAACGAAAGUUUCAGUCACGUGCUCAUUCUACUAUUCCAGACGCAAAUCACAAUGGACAAACAUUACGAUGUGUUAGUUAUCGGCUCGUGCAAUGUCGAUCUUAUUAGUUAUGUGCAUAGAUUUCCUAAGGCUGGUGAAACAAUAUGUGGAUCAAAGUUUGCAAUGGGUUGUGGAGGAAAAGGUGCCAACCAGUGUGUUAUGGCUGCAAAAUUAGGUGCACGUACUGCUAUGAUUGGAUGUAUUGGUGAUGACAGUUUUGGAGAUAUGUACAUGAAUAAUUUUAAAUCCCUUCAAGUUAAUACAGAUCAUUUGCAUGUGGUUAAAGAGAUGUCAACUGGUGUCGCACCCAUCACUGUAAAUAGCGAAGGGGAAAACAGCAUAGUCAUUGUGAAAGGAGCUAACGAUUGCUUAACUAAGCAACACCUGUUACAGGCUGAAGAAUUGAUUCGGGGUUCUAAAGUUGUAUUGUUUCAGCUUGAAAUCGAUCUUGAUGUUACUUUAUCUGGAAUCAAGUUAGCGAAAAAAAAUAAAGUAACAACGAUAUUCAAUCCUGCACCAGCUGUUGACAAUUUACCAAUUGAAUUUCUUCAAAACUCCUCAAUACUGUGCUGCAAUGAAACCGAAGCUGAAAUACUAACGAAAUGUAACGUCUCUUCUCCGGAAGAAUGCCAACAAGCUGUGCGAACAUUGUUGGGUAUGGGACCUGAGCGCGUUGUUUUAACACUUGGUGCAAAAGGUGCAAUGUUCGGAACUAAAGGAUAUGACGAUGUCCAACAAGUUCGUCCUGAUGAGUCAGCAGUCAAUAAGGCUGUUGAUACCACGGGCGCUGGUGAUUGUUUUGUUGGAACACUAGCCUUCUGUAUUGCUAAAAAACCGGAACUGGAGUUCAAAGAAAUGAUUAAAAGAGCUGUUGAUAUAGCCUCGAUUUCAGUUAGUAGACCUGGAACACAGACUAGCUAUCCUACAAACAAUGAGCUACCUAAUAAUCUGAAAUAGAGAACACUGAAAAGGAAGUUUUCUACUUUCUAAAUCAACCAUGUGAUUAGUUGUAAUUUAUCAUGUUUCUCCUUCACUUGUUGCAUCAGAUUGUUCAUUCUUGAUUUUUCUCUCUUUUAUGUUUUUAACCUUUUCGCGCCAUAGUAUUUUUUUUUGAAAAAAAGCUCUAAAUUUGUAAAUUUUUGGUCAAGAACUUCUGGCCAUAUCUCCCUUCCACGAGUUUGACACUGCUUAAAUGUAUAUUAAAUUUUCUUUCUUAUGGGGCCUUUGUUUUUUUUCUUAAUAUUGAGUGGUCACCAGUUACGGCAAAUAUUUUUACCUUGUUCGGCAUCUAAGGGUUAAUGUAAGUUACUAAUCAAUAUCCUUCGGUCUAACAUUUUAGAAAUAUUGUUUUAUAUGAUUGAGUUUACUUUAAAUUGAGUACUAAUAACAGUAUUUUUUUGGGGGAGUUACCUUAAAAAAUGCGUUUUUGCAGAACUUAUUUUUGCGAUAGGCCUAAAAUGUAUUUAACGCCCACUCUCUAUUUAACGCCUCUCUCCAAUAAACUCCCACCGUAAAACAUCAAAAGCCGUAUUAAACGCCCCCUUUCCAUUUAACGCCCUUCUUUAUUAGACGCCAAUCACAUAUUUUAUGCUAAAGGGGCGUUAAUUAGAAUUUUUAGUAUAUUUACAUUUAUUUCUAGUAAUAAGUAGACAGUUACAAAACAUUCUGUAGUUUGAUUUUUUUUAUGUUUUAUUUCCAGCGUAACAAAUUUUUGUUUUCGCUUGUACAGUUCUUCAUCUAACCACUGCUGUUCUUUUGCAAUAUGUGUAACAAUCGUACUUAAUUGUUUUUAAUUAACGCCCCUCUCCAAUAAUUCAAAUGCGAAGCUAAUGUUUGCGGUUGGAGUUUUUUUUAAGAGGAGAUUUUGCAUUUUGUAUAUUACCAUGGGAAAGUGGCAACAUAAGGAUCAAGGAUUAAGUAAAAUACACUAAGCUUGAACCUUAUUGACUUUUAACUCGAAUAUGGGCUUACUCUUUAAAAGUUUGAAAUCUUUUCACGAUUAAAAAUUGCGGAACCUUUCUUUAGAUUAUUCAACUUUUGCGAAACUUAUUAUGCGAUUUGCUCUGAAAAGUAUAAUUUUACAGAGCUCAAUUUUUCAUAUCAAAUGCCUAAACUAAUUUUUAGUCAUUGUGGAUUUUUAAUGUUGACCAAAAUUGUUGGGUCAACAGCAACCUUUUUGGGUUUCUGCGAUACGUAUUUGCGAAACGAAUGCUUUUUUGUUCAAUACUUCUCAUGUUAUUUAUGCCUAAUUGUAGUGGUGGAUGAGCAACACCAAAUUUCGGGAAACUUUUGUCACCCAUUUCAACCUACCCCGUAUUAUAAAUUCGUAAAAUCCACCUACCCUUCUCUACCCCCAUCCCUCCCUACUCUUUAUUUAUACAGAUUGAAAUUUGGGAAAUUAAAAAGAAGCCUGCAAAAAUGUCAUAAGGAACAAACAUUCCUUUUGUGGUCGCGUAUAAUGUUUUCACGGAGCGACAUUUUGUUUUUCGUUUUUUUCGCGUUUAUUCAUUCCCUAACCCUCUGACUGCAUAAAUGCGGUAUUUUGAUUUGUUAAAAAAACAAUGAAAUAUAAUUACGUGUGACGUUUUCGUUAUAUAAUAAUAAAACCCGCAUGGUCUGUGAUAAAGUUUCUAGCGCUUUCUCUUCUUUACAAAAAUCUUCACAGAAAAUUUUGCGCUGCAGAAGAAUUUUUUCCUGCGCAAGUUAGUCUCCAGUCUGUUUGUUUGUUUUAAUUGUAUAAGGGUGGAAGUCUAUGCUUUAAGUUUACCAGGGGAUGGGUAAAAUUGACAAACUCUGAUUUUUUUAAAAAAACAGCGAUGAACCCCCUCUUUUCUUAUUAUCUUCUGUGAAAACAUAACUUCGUUAAUGUACAAUUCGUAGAUAAUCGUAGUAUGAAACAAAAUAGAAGUAUAAAACAAGAUUUUUCGAUGCCUAUAUCUCCAACGAGAAUGCAAUUUGGUUAAUCUCUCGCACGAAACUAAAAAUAUGAACAUUUGAAUUUCAAAUUAGUAGAAAAAAGAAAGUUCUUGUGAUAACGACGCGAAAAUAAAGCGUUUUUAUCUUGGAAAUUCUCUAUUUACGUUGAUUAUUAAAAAAAGUUGCGAAGUGUAUCAACUUUGAAGUGCAUUUGCCAGGGGUAAGGUUUUUCUAUUUUUUCUAAUUUUUGUUAUUUCCACUUUGCAAAGGAUAGUAUUUUAAUAUUCAACGACUGUCAAACGCAUUUUUGGUUGUUAAUAUUUUUGGGGGAGGUCAAUUUGUCAAAAUAGGGUACUUUAGCGCGUUUUAACCAUGUUUUGAUGGCGCAUUUGCCAGGGCAAUUUCUUUUUAGUUUUUAAUAGGUUUAGGUUUUCUACAAAGCUUACGUGCUAUAUUUAUGGAAUCAUUGACUGUCAGUGGGAAAAUGUGAAGUAUUUUUAAGAAAAUGCAUCUCAAGGAAAAAAAAUCAGUUUUUUUGUGUCGUGCACUAUAUAUUUUCAAAUGUGAAGUCGUUCUACUGUAAGAAAACCCCCUGUUUUUUUAAUUUUUUUCUAAAAUGGUAGCAAAACAUGUCGUCCCGCCUCCCCCUGUUCAUUUUAACAUAAAGGGAUUAAAGCAAAUAACUUUAAAGUCAUUUGCCUCGCCUAAGAUAAAUAAAACACUGUUUUUAUAAAUCGAAAGGACAUAGAAGAAAGAAGAAGACAAGAAACAAAUUCACUAAAUAUAACAGUUUAGAAAUACUUUCUGACAGAAAGCUCCAACUAUUUCCACUCCCUCCACUAUUUCUGACGUAAAGAAAUUACACCCAUAUCUUUUUUUAGAAACUCAAACCGAUUGAUUAAAUUUUUGUUGCCGCUCUCGUUGGAUUGCUGUGUCUUUAUAGCGUUUAAAAGUUUUUUUUAAAAAUUGUUUUAGGAGCAUAAAACAUUGCACGGCUAAAAAUUUGCUGACAUUUUUAGAUUUUACUCUCGCGAAAACUAUUUCUCUAGUGGGAAAAGAUAUUGUAUACCUUUAAACAAUUACGGAAAGCUGAAAGUUUAACCAAAUUGCUAUUAAACGUCAAGGAUGAUAAUUGCAUUAUUGUUUUCCAGCAUUCCAACACGAAAUUAAUUACGCGCGUUUUAAUUAAAAAUCGUUGUUGCAAAUUCAAGUCGAGCAUAUUGUUUGUCGUAGAAAACUUUGUCAUCAAAUCUGAAAGAUGUUUGAAGCUUCUAACAACGAGGAAAGACAACACAUUCAAAUGUCUGGCAAAAAAUCUUACUUGGUUCUACUCGUCAAAAUAUUUGCUUGGUUGGCGAUUCUCGAUGUAGCCAUCACAAUAAUAACAGCCAUGUAUGCAUUUCUCAAGGACAAUCCGCAUUCGAACACAAAACUUAUGCUUGCUGUUAUGAUUUUCAAUAAAACCACCCCGACCGUCAUUAUAUCCGCCAUUUUGAUCGGUUCCAGCACGCAUUCCGACCGGAUAGAUGGUUCAGCUGGUUGGGUUAUUGUGAUGUUGUUGAAUUUUUUUUGGGAUGUAUGCUUUUUAUUCGUUGGAGUAAAGUAUUUAAAGUACGAGGGGAGAAUCAAAACAACGGAAUCUACCAAAAGCAUCUUGUUUUUGAUAUUUUAUAAGAUUUUUUUUGUGUUUUUCUUCCUGGUUUCUGCUAUCUAUUCGUACUUGUUUAUCAACACACAUCCAAAGGAUCUGUAUAAAAGGCGGAAAAGCAGUUACAACGCAAUUCCAAGAAAUCGAAUCACAGAGUAAUCCCCACUCUUAAUGUGAAGGUAUUUUGAAAAAUGACUUUGUUUGGACAAUAAGUGUUAUACUUAAAAUCCCGACCGUAUUCAAGAAAUUAAAAAGCCAGAGCGUGGAAACCAAACUGCUUCAUCUUAAACACAAAACGGAAAAAUAUUUAUUUGUAAAUUUUCUUUUUUUCUUUUUUUUUUUUCGUUUCAUUAAAAAAAAAGUUCUCUCAAAUUUUCUUGUUUCAAGUUGACAUACAGCUUAGUAUACCAUAUUGGUUCAGUAUUUCAUGGCCGACGGAUUGUUUUGAUACUUGUGGGACAACAUGGCGACUUCUGAAAAUUUAAAAACUUAGGUCCUCCAGAUUGGUUAAAAUUCAAAUCCUGAGAUUUUUUGCUGUUUUGUUAGAAUUAGUAAAAUCGUUUUUCGAAGCUAUCUUACCCUUGUGUUUAAUGUUUGUUUUCUGGUUGUAUCUUGAAAAUAAAAUAACUUACUUUUUAACAA
Messenger RNA from Hydractinia symbiolongicarpus, 5287 nucleotides. Its product is annotated as ribokinase-like. The record is from RefSeq and is a predicted model, not a curated record. The transcript is spliced from 10 exons. The annotation marks the transcript as partial. Gene Ontology annotation, biological process: D-ribose metabolic process. Gene Ontology annotation, molecular function: ribokinase activity. Lineage: Eukaryota; Metazoa; Cnidaria; Hydrozoa; Anthoathecata; Hydractiniidae.